This is a messenger RNA of Prunus armeniaca (apricot), 783 nucleotides long. Lineage: Eukaryota; Viridiplantae; Streptophyta; Magnoliopsida; Rosales; Rosaceae. The record is from the annotation of a GenBank genome assembly.
AUGGUGGGGCCAUUAAGACCGCAGUUUGUGCUGUUUGGUUCGUCCAUCGUCCAGUUCAGUUGCAGCAAUGGAGGCUGGGGUGCCAUUCUUGCUGACUUGUAUUCUCGUAAGGCGGACGUAGUGCUGCGAGGAUAUGCCGGCUGGAACUCGAGGCGUGCUCUUCAGGUUCUAGAGCAAGUUUUUCCCAAGGAUGCAGCAAUUCAGCCAUCUCUGGUAAUAGUUUAUUUUGGUGGCAAUGAUUCAAUGCUGCCUCAUUCAUCAGGCUUAGGCCCUCAUGUACCGCUUCCUGAAUAUGUAGAAAACAUGAGGAAGAUUGGUAAAUAUCUAAAGAGCCUUUCAGAAAAAAUUCGCAUUAUCUUUCUCACUGCUCCUCCUGUCAAUGAGGAACAAAUUCUUGAAAAUUUAAGAGACAUAAUUCCCGAGCGGAAUCGAACAAAUGAGUCCUGCAAAAUCUACUCAGAUGCUUGUUUAGAGGUCUGCCGAGAGUUAGAUGUCAAGGCUGUUGAUCUGUGGACUUCAAUUCAGAGGAGAAAAGACUGGUCAACUGCUUGCUUUACGGAUGGAAUCCAUUUUUCAGCUGCGGGGAGCAAGAUUGUGGUGGAGGAGAUACUGAAGGUCCUUAGAGAAGCAGACUGGGAACCCAGCCUUCACUGGAAGUCAUUGCCAACAGAAUUUGCAGAGAGUUCGCCUUAUGACCCUCCCUGUGGUGAUGGAACAACUUUGAACAUUGCUGAUCACAGCGUUGCUCAAGCACUAAUCCAUUGGGGACUUAGCGACAAUUAA